This is a messenger RNA of Candidozyma haemuli, 1734 nucleotides long. RefSeq names its product Agp2p (gene AGP2). The record is from RefSeq and is a predicted model, not a curated record. Gene Ontology annotation, cellular component: membrane. The transcript has a single exon. Lineage: Eukaryota; Fungi; Ascomycota; Pichiomycetes; Serinales; Metschnikowiaceae. Gene Ontology annotation, molecular function: amino acid transmembrane transporter activity. Gene Ontology annotation, biological process: amino acid transmembrane transport. Bases 1 to 1734 code for a protein of 577 amino acids.
AUGUCUAAGGUUGACUCUGAGAAAGACCUUUCCGGCAAUUCUGCCGACACUCAUAUGUUCAAAAUAAAUGAGAACUUUAAUGAGGACUUUAACGAUAACAGCUCCACCCAGGAGUCUGGCAGCAAUCGCUCCGGUGAAAAAUCCGAUGAAAAGAAGCUCAAUCACACCAAGAGAUCUUUGGAACAGAGACACAUUAACCUUAUUGCCAUUGGUGGUUCCAUUGGUACCGGUUUAUUUAUUACCAUUGGUUCCUCUGGUUUGAUUGAGGCUGGUCCCUUGGGUCUUCUUUUAGCCUACUGUUUCUGGACUUUUGUCAUUUUGUGUUUGACCGUUUCCGUUGGUGAAAUGGUUUGUUACUUGCCUAUCGACUCUCCAUUUUUGCAAAUGGCUGGUCGUGUGGUUGACCCUGCUUACGAGUGUGCUGCCUCUGUUAACUUUUGGUUGAUGCAGAGUUUGUACAUUCCUUUCGAAAUCACCGCCGUUAACGGUAUGAUUCAUUUUUGGAGAGACGAUUACAGUCCUGCCAUUACUCUUGUUAUCCAGAUUAUCAUUUACUGCGCCAUUAACGUUUUCGCCGUUAAGCUUUAUGGUGAAGCCGAGUUUUGGUUAUCUUUGGGUAAAUUGAUUUUGUGUGUGGGUCUCUUGUUCUUCACUCUUAUCACUAUGUGUGGUGGUAACCCUCAAAAUGAUGCUUUUGGUUUCAGAAACUGGCACGCUGAAGGUGGCCCAAUCAAUGAGUACAUGCGCACAGGUUCUCUUGGUCGUUUCCAGGGUUUCUUGCAAGGUUUGUUCUCUGCUAACUUCGUCGUUGUCUCUUCCGAGUACCUCAGUAUGACCGCAGGUGAAGCUAAGAACCCAAGAAAGAACAUGGCCUCUGCUUUCAAGACCGUCUUGUACCGUUUGGUUAUUUUCUUCAUUGGUGGUGCUCUUUCCGUCACCAUUUUGCUUGCUUACAACGAUCCAACCUACUUGGGAAUUGUAAAAGGUGAGAAUGGUGAGGAUGCUAACGCUGCUUCCUCUCCUUACGUUGUUGCUAUGCAAAACUUGCAAAUUGAGGUUCUUCCUCACAUUGUCAACGGUGUUGUUUUGUCUUCCGCCUUCUCUGCCGGUAACUCUUACACCUAUUGUUCCUCAAGAGCCCUUUACGGUCUUGCCGAGAAGGGUUACGUUCCAAAGUUCUUCAAAUACUGUACAAGGAAUGGUGUCCCAAUUUUCUGUGUUGCCGUGUCUGCUUGUUUCUCCCUCUUGUCUUUGAUGCAGUUGGGUGAAGAUGGUGAGAAGGCCUUGAACUACAUGGUGAGUUUGUGUACUGGUGCUCAAUUGCUUAACUAUGCUUUCAUGAGUGUCACCUACUUGCAUUUCUACAGAGCUGUUAAAGUUCAAGGUAUUGACAGAAACAACUUCACCUACAGAUCGUGGUACCAGCCAUACACUGCUAUGUUUGCUUGCUUCUUCUUGUGGAUCGUUGUUGGUAUCAAGGGUUACGAAGCAUUUGUUCCUGGCCACUGGUCUGUUGACCACUUCUUGUUCAGUUACGUCAUGAUUUUUGUCUCCUUGGCUGUAUUCAUUCUUUACAAGGUCAUCAAGAGACCUAAGUACAUCAGACCAGAAGAUGCUGAUCUUCAAACCGGUCUUGAGGCUAUUGAAGAGCAUGAGUAUGAAUUCUACGCUGCCUUGGAAGCCAACAACGAGAAGCCAGGUCUCAGAAAGAGAAUUAUGGACUGGAUCUUCUAA